UUUAUCCCACGCAGUAAAACUUUUGGCUCCAGUUUGUCUCUCCAAGUUCUUAGUUUGCCUUGUUCUUCUUUUUUCCUCAGACCCGGUUUUUGCACUCUGCCUCCUGGACUCUCACUCCCUCUGACCCAGCUCCCACCAACCUGCAAAUUUUAUGUUUGCAAUUGGAACUCUGCCUUCAACUCAGCCAUGGGCCGCCGUGGUGAACACCUGACCUUCUUGGACCAUCUUGGAGCGCCUCACGACGUGUGGUUUCCUCCUGUUGUGGACGUCCCGCCAGACGAGGGCGACGCAGGUGUGGCGGAGGUAAGUAUGCCUUUUGGUUUUGCGCGUCUCUUUCCGUUUUGGACAGAGGAGGUGCAAGGACAAGAGGAAGAGGACGAUGAAGAGGAAGUGGGAGUGGGCUGGAGGGCUGAAGAGGAAGAGGACUGGAGCGAAGACAAGGAGGAGGACUGGAGCGAAGAAGAGGAGGAGGACUGGAGCGAAGAAGAGGAGGAGAACUCUGGCUACAUCACUUUCUCCGAAGAAGACAGCGACGAAGAUACGGACGUGGAGGCGGAAGAGGACGACCAGGUUUUCCCUCCAGAGGAGUUUUGGGCCGGCUGGCGCCAGAGGGCUCCUCCUGCUCAAGCUGUGGAAGUGGUGGGUCAUCGAGCAGAGAGCCCUUCUCCUCCGUCCAGUGGCAUCUUUGAAGAGGAGCGUCGCCCGUCUUCUCUCGCUGCUGUCCCCCCUGCGCCCUCCUGCAGUCCUGCUGCUUGCCUUCCCCCUGUGGGCCCUGCUCUGGACGUCCUGCCUCUCGGUGGAUCCAAGCGCCACAGGGAUGAAGGUGAGGAUGAAGAGGGAGACCCCAGCUCCAAGAGGCUGCGUCUUUCCUCGUCUGAAGACCGCUCCCAAGGCCCUGCGCCCUCCUCAUCUUCUGGGACGACUCUGAGCCUCCCGUGGUACUUCCGCCCCCUGCUCCAAGACCCUGAGUCGGACGAUGACUGA
Molecule: messenger RNA, 984 nt
Organism: Boleophthalmus pectinirostris (great blue-spotted mudskipper)
Lineage: Eukaryota; Metazoa; Chordata; Actinopteri; Gobiiformes; Gobiidae
Product: histone H3.v1-like
Exons: 3
Coding region: 187-984 (265 amino acids)
Source: RefSeq, a predicted model, not a curated record